This is a messenger RNA of Penicillium salamii, 366 nucleotides long. NCBI's taxonomy places the organism in Eukaryota, Fungi, Ascomycota, Eurotiomycetes, Eurotiales, Aspergillaceae. The record is from the annotation of a GenBank genome assembly.
AUGACGGUUCCAUUCACCUAUCACGCUAAGGCGCAAUCCACUUUCAAGCCGCCUCUUAUCGCCAACGAAAAUGCUUUCUUAGGCGAUAUCGAAACGAGCGAAAAGGAGAAUCCCGACAAGCCCAUGUCGGCUGGGUUCUAUCGCCUCGAGAAAGGCACCCCGCUAGUGUAUACUUAUACCUAUGACGAAAUGAAGAUCGUGCUCGAGGGCAAGUUUGAGAUUUCCGACGAAACGGGCCAUCAAGUGACGGCGACUCCGGGAGAUGUGCUUUACUUUCCCAAGGGCGCCACCAUCACAUUCACGACCGACGAUUAUGGGCUGGCUUUCUACGUGGGUACCCCAAGGGCUGAGGCUGAGCCGCGCUAA